Molecule: messenger RNA, 2550 nt
Organism: Cygnus olor (mute swan)
Lineage: Eukaryota; Metazoa; Chordata; Aves; Anseriformes; Anatidae
Gene: CLIC5
Product: chloride intracellular channel 5
Source: RefSeq, a predicted model, not a curated record
GGGAAGAGCAGAACUGUUUGCUCAGAGACCGAUCCUGCUGUAGGUACCAGGAGCUUGUCUCCUCCCCUGUGAGUUAACCCCACCCUCUGUUUUUAUGCUCUGGGCUAUUUUGGGCAGGCAGCGAGAAGUGCAGCUCUGACAGAUGAGGAUUCUGUACCAGAGCACAGCAGCACUUGUUGCUCUGAAGAAGUACAGCCCUGCGGCGGGGACCGCUCCUCCGCUGCCUGCAAUUUGCCUUUUAUUUAUUUAUCCACCUGCAAACUUGCCUUCACCACCGGUUUCGAGUUUUAUUGUUGCGAGUGAUGUUUUAAAAGCUUGGCAGAGCUUUUUUUGGAAGGGAAACCCACCCGCUGUGGGGCUGAAACCUCCUUUUGCCACUUAAUAGCGGGAGAUCAGCUGGUGGCCUUGGGGGUGAAAAAUGACAGACUCUGUUCGUGCUAAUGGGGAAGGAAAGGACCCUGAAAUCGAGCUCUUUGUCAAGGCUGGUAUAGAUGGAGAAAGCAUUGGGAACUGCCCGUUCUCCCAGCGUCUCUUCAUGAUCCUCUGGCUCAAAGGAGUUGUGUUCAACGUCACCACUGUUGACCUGAAAAGAAAGCCAGCUGAUCUACACAAUCUGGCUCCUGGGACCCACCCACCUUUCUUGACUUUUAAUGGAGAAGUCAAGACAGAUGUUAACAAGAUUGAGGAAUUCUUGGAAGAGACUCUUGCACCUCCAAAAUAUCCCAAGCUGGCUGCUAAGCACCGGGAAUCAAACACUGCUGGAAUCGAUAUCUUCUCCAAAUUUUCUGCAUACAUCAAAAACACCAAGCAGCAGGAUAAUGCUGCCCUUGAAAAAGGUUUGGUGAAGGCUCUGAAGAAGCUGGAUGACUAUCUGAGAACCCCACUGCCGGAGGAGAUUGAUGCAGACGCACUUGAAGAGGAGAAGGUGUCUAAACGCAAGUUUCUGGAUGGCGAUGACCUGACCCUUGCUGACUGUAACCUUCUGCCCAAACUCCAUGUUGUCAAGAUUGUUGCAAAGAAAUACCGCAACUUUGAGUUCCCAACAGAGAUGACGGGCCUUUGGCGGUACCUGAAGAAUGCAUAUGCCAGGGAUGAAUUCACCAACACCUGUGCAGCAGACAAAGAAAUUGAGCAAGCCUAUGCAGAUGUGGCCAAGCGGCUUAGCAAGUCCUAACUGACCCCAGCAGUGGCUCAGCAUCCCUGGGGGAUUCCCAUUUUACAGACACUUCUCCUUGUUGCCUUAAGAUAUAUUUUAUCAUUAUGCUAUCUGGUUGGCAUCCCUAUGACUUCACCUGUUCAAGUGUAUUGGUCAGGGCAAAUCUGCCUCUCCCCACAGAAAGGAGAAGGCAGCUCUAGCAUGAUGGGUGGAGACCCUUUGAAAUCUGAACCUACAAUCUGACAUAACUAGUAUUACUCAUAAUCAGUAUUGGAAAUGAGUCCACUUUUAGUUCCUGUUUCAUGUUGGGGUAUACCAGCACCUGUUUUCUUUGGAGUUUUGAAAAUAUUAGCUGAAAGCAAGUCAGCUAGGGACAUGUAGAACUGGUUCUUCUGCAGGCUAUUUCAAGGACGCUUUUUUACAAUGCUAUUGAAAUUCUUGAGGCAGGAACAAAAUAUGAGAGAGGGAAAAAAAAAGAGUUUGACCCUAAAAGAGUAAUGCUCUUAGCAGUUAUAUUUAAAAAAAACCUCUCUGAAUGCAUUUUUUGUCUUAGCAGGCCCAAGAGUUUAUAGGGUAUUUAUUUUUAACUUGGCGCAAGAGGGGGAAGCCUGAGUGAAUAUGUCAGACUUGCAGAUGCUACUUUGCAUAAAAUUUGCAUGAUGCUGCUGGAUCCAAAAUUUUAAAGUAAAAGAGAGUGAAUGAGCAAUUGAGCAGGCAGCCCUUGGAAGAGUGGUGCUAAUGCCAAAAUGCCCAGUGGAUCUGCUAGUUGGUAGAGACAGCACUAAGGGGGGCAGCAUAUUGAGUCAAGCCCAUAGCCAGAAUUGGCACAGCUAACCAAACCACCUAGGAUAUCAUCGUCUUGACUGUACAGCUGCCAGUUCCUUUAUACUGCUAUCUUGGGAAACAUGCAUAGGCAGGAGCAAGCUGUUGCUGCAUUCAAAUUCCAGACAGGGGAAGCACUUUCCUCACUUUGGCUCCAGAUGGGUCACCUUCAAACGCUCAUCAUCUUACCAGGGAGCUGUACACACUGAUAGCCUCAAAGAGGGCAGGCUGAACAGAGGAGGAGGAUAUUUCCAGCCAGAAGAUUGGUAAGCACACUAGCAGAAAGCCACGCAUGAUGCCUUAGUCCGCUCCUCCAAGGUUCAGCCACUGAGGUUAAAUGAUUCUGGAUUGGUUUCUGUAACGCCUAUUAUUUUGUCCUAUCUGGAGCAUCUGCCCUGAAACAAUCUGCUUGGAGUAGUGAUUAUUUGCACUUACUGUAGCAAAUCCAGAAGACAGCUCUUUUGCAUAAAACCCUUAUGCCCUAAUAUGUAUCAUAGUGUACAUGGCUCUCAGUUUCAGUUUAGGAACACUUACGAUUGCUUUUCAAAGACGAAAUAAAGCUGAGCUCUCAC